Carassius carassius (crucian carp) is the source of this 999-nucleotide messenger RNA. RefSeq names its product palmitoyltransferase ZDHHC15B-like. The transcript is spliced from 11 exons. Bases 1 to 999 code for a protein of 332 amino acids. Gene Ontology annotation, cellular component: Golgi apparatus; endoplasmic reticulum. Lineage: Eukaryota; Metazoa; Chordata; Actinopteri; Cypriniformes; Cyprinidae. The record is from RefSeq and is a predicted model, not a curated record. Gene Ontology annotation, molecular function: protein-cysteine S-palmitoyltransferase activity. Gene Ontology annotation, biological process: protein targeting to membrane; synaptic vesicle maturation; peptidyl-L-cysteine S-palmitoylation.
AUGGCUCUGUCGAGAGCACUCAGAUGUUGUCAGAGGAUCUUCUCCUGGAUUCCCGUCUUCAUCAUCUCCUCUGUGGUCCUCUGGUCUUACUACGCGUAUGUCUUUGAGCUGUGCUUCGUUACUCUCAGUAAUCAUCUGGAGAGAGUGAUGUAUUUGUUGUUAUUCCAUGUCUGCUUUAUAAUGUUCUGCUGGAGCUACUGGAAGGCCAUCUUUACUCCAGCAUCUACACCGUCUAAAAAGUUCCAUUUAUCAUACAGUGAUAAAGAGAGGUAUGAGAUGGAAGAAAGGCCAGAUGCUCAGAAGCAGAUUCUGGCAGAAAUCGCCAAGAAACUUCCCAUCUGCACGCGCGCUCAGUCAGGAGCUGUCAGGUUCUGUGAUCGCUGUCAGGUGAUAAAGCCAGACCGCUGUCACCACUGCUCCGUCUGUGAAACAUGUGUUUUGAAAAUGGAUCACCACUGUCCAUGGGUGAACAACUGUGUGGGAUUCUCCAACUAUAAGUUCUUUCUGCUGUUCCUGUCUUACUCCAUGAUCUACUGCGUCUUCAUUGCAUCAACAGUGUUUCAGUACUUCCUCAAGUUCUGGGUGGGAGAUCUUCCCAAUGGUUCUGCGAAAUUCCACGUGCUCCUCCUGUUGUUUGUGUCGCUCGUGUUUUUUGUCAGUCUCAUGUUCCUGUUUGGCUAUCACUGCUGGUUGGUGGCUAAAAACAGAUCCACGCUAGAGGCGUUUUCUGCGCCAAUGUUUCAGAACGGGCCUGACAGGAACGGCUUUAACGUUGGGCUCAACAGAAACCUCCAGCAGGUGUUUGGAGAGGAUAAAAAGCUCUGGUUUAUUCCAGUGUUCACAAGUCAGGGUGAUGGGCAUUAUUUCCCGCUGAGGACCCUGCGUGAAUCUGAGAAUCCUUUAUUGGCCAACGAGGGGGAACGGAUGGAGGACGCUGGGUCAGAUGAAGAAAGCACAGAUGAAAAUGGACCUUUAGUCAUUGUUAGGACAGAAUCAUAA